UGUAAUGCAGGGGGCAGGAGAGAGGGUGUUGAGUGGAGGACCAGGGGAGAGGGAGACCUCUGAGUUGGACCUAUCCCAGUCCAAGCCUCACUCCCCAGGCUCUGGACUGAUCCUGCUCUCUUCCCAGCCUGGAGGUCCAGACAUGAGCCUGCUCAGGCUGUUCCAACCCCAGGGAGAGGUGGUGGAGGGUCAAGAGGAGCCCCAGCAUGCGUCCCCCUACGCCAGCCCUUCAGGGGGGUCACUUGAAAGCGGAGAGACGGGGGGCAGCGGGGAGAGUGGCAUCGCCAGCGGAAAUUGCACCCCCAAACGUCCGGAGAGGGAGGAGAGGGCUCAGGUAGGGGGGGAGUGGGUGAGCGAGAGGGAUGGAGAGAUGGCGGGUGGAGAGAAGGAGUGGCUUGCAGGCGGGAACAUCAAGGUGGUCCAGGAGUGGCAGAGGGAGAGCGAACGGAGAGGAGGAAACGGCGUCAUCAGCAGUAACAGUGGUAACAACGACGGGGGGUCAGGGAAGAAGAAGAAGGAGGAAGCCUGUGAGUACUGUGGGAAACAGUUCCGGAACAGCAGCAACCUGACGGUGCACCGGCGCAGCCACACGGGAGAACGGCCCUACCAGUGUGGCCUGUGCAGCUACGCAUGCGCCCAGAGCUCCAAGCUCACACGCCACAUGAAGACCCACGGCGCCCACGGGGCCCGUGCCCCGUUCCUGUGCCAGCUGUGCGGGGUGCCCUUCACUGUGUACGCUACCCUGGAGAAACACCUGAAGAAGGUGCAUGGGCUGAGCCAUUCCAGCGUCGGGGCCUACACCCAGGCCAGUGCAGCUGAUGCCAACUGGGCCCUUGACCAACCCGUCCUCCAUUUUGACAUCAAGAUGGAGGAUGAAGCCAGCACGGACCAGACAGAAAGCAACAUGGCUGCCAUCGACGUGGGAGUGGAGGCUGAGGAGAACCAGAAAGGGGAGGUGGAUGGUACUGUUAGCCCAGCCAUAGUGGAGGAUAGUGUGGGUGAGCUUCCUACUGAAGGCAGUGUGGAUGUGGGCUUGGUGUAAACUACGGGUCCAGCAUAUCCAUCAUUUCACACUUUUGUACACUGACUAAGACAUUCAAAAGCACUGGCUUGGACUCUCAAUCAUACCAACCACUUUGGCCAACAUAAAUAUCCAUAUAAAUGUAAUGAACCUUUCCUACCACUCAACUGGGGAUUAAUUCAAACUGGAAUCUAGGUACCAUCCUGCUCUCCUCUGAAUUCCCUAUCUGUGCAAUGCUGAGGUACAUCACGUCUCGCCAGAGCUGACAAUUAGCAUAUGCAAAUCCACCUACUUAGACCACAGCACAAAACCCAGACAUGCAAUGGAAAGGUGGAGGGCAAACAGGACUUGAGAACAGGAAGUCAACCACCACAGUCCACCAGAACACAGGACGUUGAUCACCAUGCUCCAGCAGAAUAUAGGAAGUGGACACCAGUGGUCAAUUGAUUGGUAAUCAUCACUAUGUUGAGUGAGUGAACCAAUCAGAACUGUCAAAUGUAGAAAGUAAAAAAAGGUUUAAUUAUUUUUAUUUUUUUUAUAUCUAGUGGCAAGAGAUUGCGACAAUAGUGAGGCUUUCAUAUCCUGUUCCGUUGCUUUGGUGACAACUGGGAUGGUGGUCGUCUCACUCUGUGGACGAAUUAAAGACUAGUAGUUUGGACGGAGACUGGGUCAAAGGGGAAACGAACCCAAACAUAGAUUGCCUGUAGUUUGUCUGUCAUUCCUUUUAAAUGUGCUUCUUUGACACGACACUUGCCACUUAAUGUAAAGUUUAUGAGGCUCACGAGGCCCAGCAAGAUUGUGUUGUUCCUCUCUGUGUCGAUGUUAUUUUUAUAUAUAUGUGUAUAAGUCUCAUCUGCUGAUUUCCUUAGCUCCUAUGCAUAAAAAAAACUGCAAUUUAACUUCAUAUGAAAUGUGUGAAUGUAUUUCCUUUUGUGCUUGAUAAUUGGGGGGGG
This is a messenger RNA of Salvelinus namaycush (lake trout), 1974 nucleotides long. Its product is annotated as zinc finger and BTB domain-containing protein 49-like. The transcript has a single exon. The coding region runs from base 5 to 1042 and encodes 345 amino acids. Gene Ontology annotation, cellular component: nucleus. Gene Ontology annotation, biological process: positive regulation of transcription by RNA polymerase II. Lineage: Eukaryota; Metazoa; Chordata; Actinopteri; Salmoniformes; Salmonidae. Gene Ontology annotation, molecular function: DNA-binding transcription factor activity; RNA polymerase II cis-regulatory region sequence-specific DNA binding. The record is from RefSeq and is a predicted model, not a curated record.